Messenger RNA from Perca fluviatilis (European perch), 1579 nucleotides. RefSeq names its product transcription initiation factor TFIID subunit 4-like. NCBI's taxonomy places the organism in Eukaryota, Metazoa, Chordata, Actinopteri, Perciformes, Percidae. Gene Ontology annotation, biological process: transcription initiation at RNA polymerase II promoter; DNA-templated transcription. The record is from RefSeq and is a predicted model, not a curated record. Gene Ontology annotation, molecular function: RNA polymerase II general transcription initiation factor activity; DNA binding. Gene Ontology annotation, cellular component: transcription factor TFIID complex.
CCAACAAUUCCCCGCAAAGAGCAAGCAUUUAGUGCGACAGUGGCGAGGAAAAACAUACUUUUAGGCAGAAACCUCGAGAAACAUCGCGUGUUGAGGAAAACAUCCUUUCUAUGUCUUUCUAUUUCUAUGCUCGAAAACAACUCGGAUCCUCCGCGCAUGCGUACAUUCUAAAAUACGAUUUGCACAACGGUCCGAUAUCAAAGAUGGCGGGAGCCUCCGACCCACUGGAGGACAUGCUCUUCAAUGAGGUGGAUGAGAAAGCAGUUAGCGACUUAGUUGGCUCUCUGGAGUCUCAGCUCGGCGACAGAAAGGCUCCCGCCGCUUCUUAUUCCGACGGGAAACGGGACGCAGCGCCAACGGCCGCCGGGCACUUCUCAGGGAAAGUGCGCGAGCAAGUGGGGUCUGUGGAGCCGCAACAAGGGCAUCCAAAAGCGGCGUUACUGACCCAGGAACCCGGCGCUAACGUUUCUGAGCCGCUCUCCGGGAAACCCCUCACUUCUUCUACCUCCUCUGUCGCCGCCGGGGCCGUGAUCACCGCCGGAGCGAGUCUACAAACAGUUGGAGUCGGAGCAUCUCCCGUUAUCUCCCCGGGAACUUUGCCCACUCAGCCCGGCGCUGCUAGCUUCCAACGGACGGCUGUUCUGGGCUCGAGCGUUCUGACUCCGGGCUCGAGCGUUCUGGGAUGGUUCUGGUCCGGACGGAGACGGGCCAGCUGGUGAUGGUCCCCCAGCAGGUUCUGGCCCAGGCGCAGGCCAAGACGCAGCAGGCCCAGGCCCAGGCAGCGGCCAACCUCAACCAGAGACCGGCGGCGCCAACAGCCGGGACCGCCAUCCGGGUCAGCACCGCCGCUACGGCUCCUCAGACGGUCCGCCUGGCCGCCCCCGUUCAGACCAGAAUGGUUCAGUCUCCCUCCACCACCGUACAGAAGGCUCUCACGGUGGCGCCGGGCGGAGCCGCGGUGUCGGUGAAGAUGACCCCCCAGAAGGCUCAAACGGUGAUCACCGCCGGGGGGACGCCAGUGACCAAACCUGCCGGCGUCCCGUCCGCCCCGCUGACCAGCGCCACGCCCGCCCCCGCGCCCACCACGCCCGCCAGAGUCAACAUGGUGUCGCAGGAGAUGCAGGAAAAUGUGAAGAAGUGUAAGAACUUCCUGGCCACUCUGAUCAAGCUGGCGUCGCACAACUCUCCUUCCCCCGAUACCUCCAAGAAUGUCAAGGCCCUGGUGCAGGACCUGCUGGAUGCAAAGAUUGAGCCGGAGGAGUUCACCACUCGGCUGCAGGCUGAGUUGAAGUCCUCCCCACAGCCCUACCUCAUCCCCUUCCUCAAGGCUGUGAACCGAGCAGGAGUCCAGCCGGUUCAGACCCGUUCUCCAGUCGUCUUCAGUCAGACUCUCAGACCUCAGGGGACGCUCGUGAGUCGACCCAUGACGAUAAUCGGCAGAGGUCUGGUGACGCCGACAGCUACGGCCAAUCAGAGGAAGCUGAGCGACCCGGGGGGCGGGACCUUCAGAGACCCAGACCCAGCCCAGAGCAGUCAGCGGUGUAGUUCAGAGAUCAGCCAGCAGAGGGCGCCACAGUAA